This is a messenger RNA of Rotaria sp. Silwood2, 483 nucleotides long. The record is from the annotation of a GenBank genome assembly. NCBI's taxonomy places the organism in Eukaryota, Metazoa, Rotifera, Eurotatoria, Philodinida, Philodinidae.
AUGUACCAUUAUUUCGUAAAUACGUACACCAUAGUUUUAUUAAAUGAUUUAUUUGGUAUUCAAGUACGAUCAGGAUGUGCUGGUGCUGGACCUUAUGUUUUAGUAAGUGAGACAUGGAAAGAAAUUUUUACAAAAUUUAUUACAGCUGAUGAAAAUGGUCGAUUCAAUGGAAUUUCUAAAAUUGAGUUAAUGAAACCUGGUUUUACCCGAUUUAAUUUAUCAUAUACGGCUGUUUGGCGUCCUCGUGCGAUGUCAUCAGAAAAUAUUUUUUGUCACAAUUUCAUAAAUCCAAAUGCUCCUCACUUAAUUAAAAACUCAUCUCGAGAGGAUCCGAUUGAAGAAGCUAAAUCAAUGGCAAAUAAUCUACCAAAAUAUGUUUAUGAAUAUAUUGAUUUUCGAACGGAUCUCCCAUUAAAUAUUACAGAUGAAUAUCAAGAUUUUAUUUGGUUUGUUUUACCCCAAAAAAAAAAUAUUCAGUUUUGA